Messenger RNA from Centruroides sculpturatus (bark scorpion), 929 nucleotides. RefSeq lists its product as uncharacterized. The coding region runs from base 177 to 929 and encodes 250 amino acids. The transcript is spliced from 2 exons. NCBI's taxonomy places the organism in Eukaryota, Metazoa, Arthropoda, Arachnida, Scorpiones, Buthidae. The record is from RefSeq and is a predicted model, not a curated record.
GGCUACAAAAGCUAUAAACAUCUGUCAACGCUGUUCCAAACUCACUUUUGCUUCAAGCACUGGUUGGUUCUGUCAUUGCACUGCAGCAAAGACUUUCUUUUGUGCCUUUGUUCUCAGCAUUUUUCUUGUUAAAUUUGCUUCAUAAAGGAUUUUUCUACAAAAUUUCUCAAAGCGAAAUGAGUGAUUCCGAAACGGAGUACUUCGAUCAGAUGUCAAAUAUUUCUGAAUAUGACUGCGAUCUAAGUGAUUUUAGAGAUGAAGACUGUGACUGUGAUGAUGAGUAUGAGGAUGAUGUGCCUUCCCCAACUAUCACCCAACCGGCUGCCCCUUCUGACAGUGAUGACGAAAUGGAAGAUGAGGACUACAGCGAGAUUCUCUCACCGGAAGAACCUUGCCCUUUACCUUUUUCAUUCCAAGAGUUAUCUGGCCCAAAACAUAUGCCUCCUCCCGAUUCUCCUCCUAUCGCAUAUUUCUAUCUUUUUUUCACUAGUAAUUUUCUCCCUCUUAUGGUGAAAGAAACCAACCGAUAUGCCUGGCAGGUGAAAAAUGGCAUGGGUAAUAACGCACCGUCAUAUUUGAAGGACUGGACCAAAGUCUCUGUUCCAGAGAUGAAAGGAUUUCUGGCGUGUAUUUUAAAUAUGGGUCUCAUAAAAAACCCAAAUAUAGCUUCAUACUGGUCGACUUCUUACCUCAGUCACAGUUCGUGGUUUGGGGAAAUGUUUUCUAAACAACGGUUUUCUCGUUUACUAAGAUUUUUCCAUCUUGUCGAUAACACCAAGUUGCCUGGCCGUAAAGAAUCGGGUUAUGAUCCCGGAGCAAAAUUCCAGCCUCUUUUGGAUCAUGCGAAUAGGGUGUUUCGACACCAUGCAAACAGGGUUUUCGACACCAUUCGACUCCCCAUCAGGAAAUAUCUGUUGCCGAAAGCUUAA